Emiliania huxleyi CCMP1516 is the source of this 413-nucleotide messenger RNA. RefSeq lists its product as hypothetical. The transcript has a single exon. The record is from RefSeq and is a predicted model, not a curated record. Lineage: Eukaryota; Haptophyta; Isochrysidales; Noelaerhabdaceae. The annotation marks the transcript as partial.
AUGGUCGCUGCUCAUCGGCAACAGCCACGACCUUCCGCGGGGGCGAAGCGGCGGCGCCUGUCGCCGCCUGCCGCAUCGUCGUCUGCUGCGCCCGCCGAGUCCACGGCUGCGCCCGCCGAGUGCGUCGAGCUCUUCCUCGGCGGGGUCAGCCAAUCGCCGCUCAUCGUCCAGGACUACCUCGUGUCGAGCACGAGCCUCGGCAGACAAGCCGUCUCAGUGGCUCCAAUGGGGUCUGGAUCGAAGCAGCUCCGCGUGCAGCUGAGAGGACGCGGCGCCUACGCGGCGGCCAGCGAGCUCGAGGGCAAGCAGCCCCCCACCGCGCCCUUUCGCGAGGUCAAGAUGCACCGCGACUGGUACUGCCCGUGCGGCGCGCAGCCAGAGACGCUGAUCCGCGAGCGCGCGUCGUGCGGCGC